Molecule: messenger RNA, 4684 nt
Organism: Scomber scombrus (Atlantic mackerel)
Lineage: Eukaryota; Metazoa; Chordata; Actinopteri; Scombriformes; Scombridae
Product: NACHT, LRR and PYD domains-containing protein 12-like
Exons: 9
Coding region: 213-3344 (1043 amino acids)
Molecular function (GO): protein binding
Source: RefSeq, a predicted model, not a curated record
UAUCUCAUUUAAACUGGUUUAACAGCCUUCCUUUUGUGGAUUUGGCCCUAUGUCUUUAUUAUUGCAUGUUUGGUACAGAGGUUGGCUUAUAACAGGUUUUUAUUAUUUGUAUUGGAAUACAUUUUUAAAGUAACCCUCCCAAUCCUGGUUAUAGUUAAUGUAAACUAAUAAAAAGCUACUAAGGUGAGAGGCAGGAUUGGGUUUAUUAUACUAUGUGUGUGUGUGUGUGUGUGUGUGUGUGUGUGUGUGUGUGUGUGUGUGUGUGUGUGUGUGUGUGUGUGUGUGUGUGUGUGUGUGUGUGUGUGUGUGUGUGUGUGUGUGUGUGUGUCUACAGUGUUACUGGUUUACCUCUCAUACUCAAGACAAUGAAUGAUUUGGAGGAAGAGGAGGACGGAGCAGAGUCUCUGAUAUCCAGCUGUGUGUCUGUGAAGAGCGACUUUUCCAAAGAUGAUCCUCCAUACUUCAGUGCUGAACCUGGACCCUCAGACACAAAAGGUCAGCACCACAGACGGAGAGCAGAGUCUCUGAUAUCCAGCUGUGUGUCUGUGAAGAGCGACUUUUCCAAAGAUGAUCCUCCAUACUUCAGUGAUGAACCUGGACCCUCAGACACAAAACAGAAGAAGAGGAAAAGUGUUUCUGUGGAGGAGCAGCUGUCCUGCUGUUCUUUGUGUCAGGACGUCCUGAAGGAUCCAGUCUCUACCAGCUGUGGACACUGGUUCUGCAGACAGUGCAUCACCUCAUACUGGGACCAGUCUGCUUCAUCAGGAGACUCCUCCUGUCCCCAGUGUGGAAAAGGAUCCAGAACCAGACCUGGACUGCAGACAGACAGUCAGAUCAGCACUGUACAAACAGAAAGUGGUCUGCAGGAGGUUUUAGAUGAACAUCAGAUCAGUCUGAGCAGCACAUGUGAAUCAGUGCCUGACGGAACUGAUGAAGGAGGAAGUAAAACCCCCCUCAACAGCAUCUUCACUGAGGUCUACAUCACAGAGGGACAGAGUGAAGAGGUUAAUACCCAACAUGAGGUGAAGCAGCUUGAGAGAGCUUCCAGGAUGGAAACCCUCCAUGACGCUCCAAUCAAGUGUCAGGACAUCUUUAAAGUCUUACCUGACCAACAGAAACACAUCAGAGUGGUUCUGAUGAACGGCGUCCCUGGCGUUGGAAAAACCUUCUCAGUGCAGAAGUUCACUCUGGACUGGGCACAGCGCUCCAACAACCACGAUAUCAGUCUGCUGAUUCUGCUCUCGUUCAGGUCGCUGAACUUGAUCAAAGAUGAGCAGUACAGUCUGCUCAUGCUGAUCCAUGUUUUCCAUCCAGCAUUACAGAAGCUCAAAGCAGAGAUGCUCACUGUCUGUAAAGUUUUGUUCGUCUUUGACGGCCUGGAUGAAAGCAGACUUUCACUGGAUUUCAACAACAGUGAGGUCGUGUCUGAUGUCACACAGAAGUCAUCAGUCAGCGUGCUGUUGACAAACCUCAUCAAGGGGAAGCUGCUUCACUCAGCUCUUGUCUGGAUAACUACCAGACCUGCAGCAGCCGGUCAGAUCCCUAAGACACAUAUCGACAGGGUAACAGAAGUACGAGGCUUCACUGACGCCCAGAAGGAGGAGUACUUCAGGAGGAGAUUCAGUGAUGAAGAGCAGUCCAGCAGAAUCAUCUCACACAUCAAGACAUCCAGGAGCCUCCACAUCAUGUGUCACAUCCCAGUCUUCUGCUGGAUCACUGCUACAGUUCUGGACCACAUGUUGACUGCAGACCAGAGAGGAGAGCUGCCCAAGACCCUGACUGACAUGUACUCACACUUCCUGCUGGUUCAGACAAAGAUGAAAAAGAACAAGUAUGAUGAGGGACAUGAGACGAGUCCACAGGAGCUGACGGAGGCUGAAAGGAAACUUCUUCUGAAGCUGGGGAGGCUGGCGUUUGAACAACUGGAGAAAGGAAACAUCAUGUUCUACCAAGAAGACCUGGAGCAGUGUGGUCUUGAUGUCACAGAGGCCUCAGUGUUAUCAGGAGUUUGUACACAGAUCUUCAAAAGAGAGAGUGUGAUCUUCCAGAAAACAGUCUACUGCUUUGUUCAUCUGAGCAUUCAGGAGUUUCUGGCUGCAGUCUACUUGUACCACUGUUUCACCAACAGCAACACAGAGGUACUGGAGGGAUUCCUGGGGAAAAAACACAGUGACCUAUCUCUGGAUGUCUUCCUGAUGGAAGCCAUGGAGAAAUCCCUUGUGAGUAAAAAUGGCCACUUGGACCUGUUUGUCCGCUUCCUUCAUGGCCUCUCUCUGGAGUCCAACCAGAGUCUCUUAGGAGAUCUGCUGGGUCAGACAGACAACAGUCCAGAAACCAUCCAGAGAGCCAUCAAAAACCUGAAGGAGAAAAAGACCCAAGUCUUGCCUGACAGAAGCAUCAACAUCUUCCACUGUCUGAUAGAGAUGAACGACCGCUCAGUACAUCAGGAGAUCCAAGAGUUCAUGCAGACAGAGAACAGACCAGCGAAAAGACUCGCUGAUAUCCACUGCUCAGCUGUAGCCUACAUGCUGCAGAUAUCAGAGGAGGCUCUGGAUGUGUUAAACCUUAAGACGUACAUCACAUCAAGGGAUGGACGACUAAGAUUGAUCCCAGCUGUGGGGAACUGCAGAAAAGCUAAACUUGAUCGUGUUGGACUCUCAGAGACUCAAUUUGAAGUCGUGGCUUCAGCUUUGAGGUCCAACCCCUCCCUUCUGAGAGAGCUGGACCUGAGCUACAACAACAAGCUGCGGGAUUCAGGAGUGAAGCUGCAUGACUUUCUGGCGAGUCCACACUGUAGACUGGAGACUCUGAGAUUGAGGUUGUGCGGGUUGUCAGAGACCAGCUGUGCUUAUGUGAUCUCAGCUCUGAAGUCCAACCCCUCCCAUCUGAGAGAGCUGGAGCUGAGUGACAACAACCUGCAGGAUUCAGGAAUGAAGCUGCUGGGUAAUUUUCUGGAGAAUCCAGUCUGUAAACUGAAGAUUCUGAGAUUGAGGUGGUGCAGUUUGUCAGAGAUCAGCUGUGGUUCUCUGGCCUCAGCUCUGAAGUCCAACCCCUCCCAUCUGAGAGAGUUGGAGCUGAGCUGGAACAAGCUGCAGGAUUCAGGGGUCAAGCUGUUGUGUGCUUUUCUGGAGAGGCCAAACUGUGGACUGGAGACUCUGGGGUUGAGUCACUGCGGUUUGUCAGAGAUCAGCUGUGCUUCUCUGGCCUCAGCUCUGAAGUCCAACCCCUCCCAUCUGAGAGAGCUGGAUCUGAGCGGAAACGAGCUGCAGGAUUCAAGAGUGAGGCUGCUGUCUCAUCUUACGGAGAGUCCAGACUGUAGACUGGAGACUCUGAGAUUGAAGUGAUGAUCUCUGUCAGAGUGUGAGUGAACAUCCAGGAGUGUUGAGAGAGGAUCAGCUGUAUCCUGAUGAUCCAUCUGGACUGGAGUCUGGAUCUGGAUUUUAUCAUCUUCACUUCAGCCUGAAGUGUUUUCCAGUUUUCCAGUUAACUUUUAUCCAGUUAUUUCUGGAUUUUGUUAAAGUUAAACACUUAACAGAUUUGCUACAUGACCUGUUUGAUGCAUUAAAGAAACAGGUGUUAUAGGUCAGACUCUGAUUAUGGGCCCAUAUUGAUCAAGUGUCUCAGAAUUGCACUGCGAGUUAACUGAGGAUGAAAAAUGAUAUAUGAACCAGAUGAGAAUUUACUGAUUUUCAGGAGGAGAGAGAUUACUCCUAGGAGAGAGAGUGAGACAUUGCUGUAGAAAAUAACAUGGACCGAAUUUUUUGCUGUGAGGAGACUUGAGUUCAACCUGUUUGAGGAGCUCAGUCUGAUAAGUCAUUAUCUUCCUUUAAAUCAGUUCUUAAAACUCAUUUUUAUUUUUUUAAUAUGCUGCACGUUAUGUCUUUUUUACAGCUUUAUUUUCUUCAUGUAUGUUUGUGUUUGUUUUGUUUAAAGCAUUGUGUAAUGUUGGUUAUGAGAAGGGAAGGUGGUGGGAUGAUGGAGGAUGCAGAAACCUCUGAAAAUAAAUUAACUUGCAGCAUUUUUAUCUUGUGUCAAACUUCAGCUUCAUGUAUAAUACCAUCUUUUUUUUGGGGGGGGGGGGGGGGGGGGGUUUGGUCUUUUUUUCUGUCUGUCGGUAUAAAUGACUCAUAUUUUAUUGAAUGUGUGUUCUUUGUUUUGGAUAUCUGGCUUUAUUACGGUUUUUGUUUACAAACCGCUGGAUGGACAGUAGGGGUGGGAAUCACCAGAGGCUUCACGAUAUGAUAUUAUCACGAUACGAUAUUAUUGAUACAUGAUAUAUUGCAAUUCAUUACCUUUUUUCAACUGUAAAUUAUUUCCCCAAAGGAAAACUUCCUCCUGCAUGCUGACUGUCACCUCUGCUGACCUCACCAGAAAACAAACUGGAGCCAUCUAGUGGACUGAAAAAGCAAUUGAUUUUAUUAUUCCAGCUCCAAAAACUUAAAUUUUAAUUUGCAAUUUAUAUAAGAAAAUAUCGAUACUUGGCGUCUGUGUAUCGAUACAAUAUUGCCACGCAAAAUAUCGCGAUGCUAUGCUGUAUCGAUUUCCCCCCCCCCACCCCUAUCGGACAUCACCAUCUGACUUUUUGGUUAUGUUUUGCUUUAAUGGUAUAUUAUGUUAAGAUACAUUUUAUUGUGUAGCCUAAAUAGUUACAGCACUGCACCCAUGGUCUGAAAUCAGUAAGCAG